AUGUUCGACUACAAGAAGUUGAUUGCGCUCGGUAUAUUCCUUUGCUAUUUAGAAACGAUAGCGUCAACUGAAGAUGUUUGUGUCAAAAAAGGACCAUGUUCAUGUGAGUUCUCCAAUGGUACCGGUAUUGAUUUAUCGCCAACUGCAACUGGAUUUGCUAUGACGCAGACUUAUGAAUUAAAGAAUGAUGGUUCGCAAUACUCUUUGAGCACAUAUUAUUAUCAUCCCUGUUAUGAUAUCCAGCUUAAAAUCAAUACGACCAAAGUUAUUGGCACCUGCGGAAAUCCUUUGUCGAUAUGUAGAUAUACAAGGAAUUUUGAUCUGCAAAAUGCAACGAAAGAUACAUUUAAAAUCGACGAUGGCAAUUAUGAGUUUAUGGGAAGUUCUAAUAUAACUCAGUUCGGUGCAGACGGAAAGUCUAUUAUAUACUUCAAUGGGCCUUCUUCAACUGUGGUUAUGUUGAUAUGUGCUCAGACGGACAAUAGAUUGCACAUAUAUUCCUUAGAAGAACCCGACAAAAUUGUUUUGGCAUUUUAUUCCAGAGACGCAUGUCUGAAACAGAUUGAAGAACUUGGUCCAUCGUUGGGUACAACUUUACUCAUAAUAUUAUUCUCAUUCGUAGCUUUAUAUCUAGCUUUAGGUAUUUGUACCAAGAAAUUCCUUAUGGGAGCUACCGGCAUUGAAGUCAUACCGAAUCUGUCAUUCUGGUCAGAUUUACCUAAUCUUGUCAGGGAUGGUUGGGCGUUCGCAUUGAAUGGAUUUAAGCUGCCCAGUCGCAGUCAAGGCCCUGUGACGUCACCGGACCCUAAUAGCUACGACAGCAUAUAA
Molecule: messenger RNA, 828 nt
Organism: Danaus chrysippus (African queen)
Lineage: Eukaryota; Metazoa; Arthropoda; Insecta; Lepidoptera; Nymphalidae
Source: the annotation of a GenBank genome assembly